Molecule: messenger RNA, 1530 nt
Organism: Ricinus communis (castor bean)
Lineage: Eukaryota; Viridiplantae; Streptophyta; Magnoliopsida; Malpighiales; Euphorbiaceae
Product: cytosolic sulfotransferase 15
Exons: 3
Coding region: 254-1255 (333 amino acids)
Biological process (GO): sulfation
Cellular component (GO): cytoplasm
Molecular function (GO): sulfotransferase activity
Source: RefSeq, a predicted model, not a curated record
AGAGAAAGCCAAUAUAUAUAUAUAUAUAUAUAUAUAUAUAUAUAUAUAUAUAUUACUUGGGAGGAAGCAGUGGAUUGUUCUUUUUCCCUAUCUCUUCUAUCUUCUAGUCAAGCUCCGGACAACAUCGAUGUUGUGUAUUUAGGAACAUAUUGGUAUGCACGGUUAAAAUUGUCCCUCUACGUAUACACAAUGCCGAAAAGAAAAAGAAAAGCUAUGAUUAAGCCGCAAGGAGGUGAUAUGUGGAGAUUCAGUCAUGGAAGACACAAAAGAGCAAGAGCUAGGGAAUGAUGGUGAGCUCCAAGAAUUGCUUUCAUCUCUUCCUAAAGAGAGAAACUGGGAGGGAAGCACUCUUCUUCUAUACAAAGGUUUUUGGUAUCCUCUAUUUGCAUUUAAAGCUUUAAUUUCCUUCCAGAAACACUUCCAUGCUCAUGAUAAAGAUAUAAUUGUCGCCAGCAUGCCCAAAUCAGGCACUACUUGGUUGAUUUCUCUUGUUUACAUGAUCAUAAACCGCAGUCUUUAUGCCUUUAAACUUAAUGAAUGCCCUUUGCUCACUUCAAAUCCUCAUGAUCUUAUUCCUUUUCUAGAACUCAAUCUCUACUUGAAAAACCAGCGCCCUGAUCUUGAAGCUAUUCCCGACCCAAGAACAUUUACUACGCAUACACCUUAUAGCUCCUUGCCAACUUCCAUUAUUGAUUCCAAUUGUAAGAUUGUUUAUGUGUGUAGAAAUCCUAUGGAUCAGUUCAUCUCCUAUUGGCGAUUUUUGCUCAAGAUUAAACCCAUUACUGAUGAUCAAACUUCUCUGGAGAAAGCAUUCGAGAUGCACUACAAGGGAAUCCAUAGCUUUGGACCCUUUUGCAAUCAUGUUUUAGAAUAUUGGAAAGCAAGUCAAGAAAAUCCUGACAAAGUCUUGUUCUUGAAAUAUGAAGAGCUCAAAGAAGACAUCAUAGGAUGCACGAAAAAGCUGGCUGAGUUCCUGGGAUUUCCCUUUUCAAAGGACGAAGAGGAACAAGGUAUUGUAGAAGAAAUAACGAGAAUUUGUAGCUUCGAAAACCUCAAGAAUUUGGAUGUGAACAAGAAUGGUAAGCGCCCUUCUGGAGCUCCAAACGAUGCCUUUUUCAGGAAAGGCGAGGUGGGAGAUUGGAGCAAUCAUUUGACACCUUCAAUGGCAGAGCGUAUGAUCAAUCUUCUUCAGGAAAAGUUGAAGGGCUCUGGUUUGAGUUUCGAUCUAUCCUGCAAAGUCCAGAAAAAAGCCUAGCUCUGCAAGCCUGGUGAGGGUUCUCUGCUGUAUAUAUGUGUGUGUGUGUGUCAUAUCACGUUGCUGCAUGCAUUAUCUAGCCUAUUUCUAUACAUGCAUAUGCUCUGGCUUCCAUGGCUUUAUAUCCUUCAAUCCUGAAUAAGAGAUCCGUUAAAGAUCAUGGUGUAAUAUUUAGACUAUCCAGUACAAGGCCAGGGGAGACCAACAAUCAAUCAAAUAUGACUCGAUGUGUGUUCUUAUUGUUUCUUAAUCACUUAUGUUUUUGUUUUUCACUA